AUGGAUACAGAAAAGGUACGCAACGAGACGUUUCUCGAUUCGCACGUCGACACCGAGAAAAACUACGAGCUGAGCUCCAACGCCAGCAUCGCUGCCGGCCAGUUGAAAAGAACGUUUUCGGUCUGGUCGGUGCUUGGUAUCGGUUUUGGCUUGACCAACUCCUGGUAUGGUAUUUCUGCAUCGCUCGUCACCGGAAUCCAAUCGGGCGGGCCCCUUUUGAUUGUGUACGGUAUCAUCAUCAUUGCCUUCAUUUCGUACUGUAUUGGCAUCACUCUUUCUGAGCUCUCGUCGGCCAUUCCUUCUGCGGGUGGACAGUAUGUGUGGACCAGAGUGUUGGCGCCCAAGAAGUACUCGUCGUUCUUGGCCUACUUGUGUGGCUCCUUGGCCUGGGUUGGUUCCGUGUUCACCAGUGCGUCGAUGGCUUUGUCUCUUGCCCAGACCAUCUUGGCGUUCUGGAAGUUGACCCACGCAGACUACGUCUCCAAGCCAUGGCACAACUUCGUGUUGUACCAGCUCAUCAACGCGUUCGUCAUGUUGUUCAACUGUUACGGUAAGAUCUUGCCAUACAUUGCCAACGGUGCCUUGUACACUUCGUUGUUCUCAUACACCGUCAUUUUGAUCACUGUGUUGGUCUGCGCCAGAGGCAACUACAACUCGGCCAACUUCGUGUUCGUGGACUUCCAGAACAACACUGGCUGGAAGAGCGCCGGUAUUGCAUUCAUUGUUGGUUUGAUCAACCCCAACUGGAGUUUCUCCUGUCUCGACUCUGCCUCCCACUUGGCUGAGGAGGUCCAUCAGGCUGAUAGAGUCAUCCCAAUCGCCAUUUUGGGAACCGUGACCAUCGGUUUGACCACUGCAUUGACCUACUCCAUCGCCAUGUUUUUCAGUGUCAGAAACUUGGACGCUAUCAUCAACAACGGUACUGGAAUGCCUAUUCUCGACAUCUUCUACCAAGCUCUUCAAAGCAAAGCCGGUGCGCUUUGUUUGGGUACCUUGAUGUUGCUUACCGGUACUGGUUGUACCAUCUCCUCCCACACAUGGCAAGCUAGAUUGUGCUGGUCUUUCAGCAGAGACAACGGUUUGCCAUUCUCCAAGUACCUCUCCAUUGUUGACCCUAACUUGGGAGUUCCAUUGAACGCCCACUUGUUCUCGUCCUUGGUUGUUGCCGUUUUGGGCUGCUUGUACUUGGCUUCCUCCACCGCCUUCUACUCGAUGGUGGUUGGCUGUAUCACCUUCCUUUUGUUGAGUUACAUGGUGCCAACCUGCUGUCUUCUUUACAGAGGCAGAAACAACAUCAAGCAUGGAUGUUUCUGGCUCGGAAAGUUGGGUUUGUUCGCCAACAUCAUGACUAUUGCAUGGACCAUUUUCGCCAUGGGCUUCUUCUCUCUCCCAUCCUACAUGCCAGUUACCGCCGGAACCAUGAACUACGUCAGUGCUGUGUACGCCGUGUACUUGGUUUGGGCCUUGGGAUACUGGUUCUUCCCAAUCAAGAAAUACUCUUGUAGAGAGUACUUUGCCGGUGGAGUCAGUCACAAUGAGGAGGAGGAGUUCCCAAACGUUUGUUUGACCGAAAUUUAG
Australozyma saopauloensis is the source of this 1578-nucleotide messenger RNA. RefSeq names its product Hnm1p (gene HNM1). Gene Ontology annotation, cellular component: membrane. Gene Ontology annotation, biological process: transmembrane transport. Lineage: Eukaryota; Fungi; Ascomycota; Pichiomycetes; Serinales; Metschnikowiaceae. The record is from RefSeq and is a predicted model, not a curated record. Gene Ontology annotation, molecular function: transmembrane transporter activity. Bases 1 to 1578 code for a protein of 525 amino acids. The transcript has a single exon.